Messenger RNA from Lathyrus oleraceus (garden pea), 527 nucleotides. RefSeq lists its product as uncharacterized. The record is from RefSeq and is a predicted model, not a curated record. The transcript has a single exon. Lineage: Eukaryota; Viridiplantae; Streptophyta; Magnoliopsida; Fabales; Fabaceae. Bases 77 to 367 code for a protein of 96 amino acids.
AACACCAAUUCCUCAAACAAAUAGCAAACCUAUCAAAAAAAAACAUUCAUAACAAGUUUUUCAAGUUUUUCAAUCAAUGGCAGGUAUUGCAUCUGGAAUCUGUAGCCUUGCUGUCGGCGGCGAUGCACGGCGCCGACCAACACAGGCACAGCAGGGCUGUUCCAGCGAUAACACUCCUGCUCCUCCUGCUCCUACGCCUUCGCCUGCACCUGCGCAGCAGUCAUACGAAGAGUUUGCCUAUUCUAAUACUGGAAAACAAAACAUCAAAGGUCUUUCCAACCUAACUGGCUAUGUUAAGGGUAAUGCUAAUGGAGUUAUCAACCUUGGUUCCUUGAUAGCCUCUGCAAAUGCUCAGAGACAAGCAUGAAUGAAUGAAUCCAUGAAGCAAUAAUGUAUAUCUGGUGGAGGCAGCUCAAUAUAAUUACUAACUAAAUAAAUAUUAUCUUAUGUUGCCUCAUCCUAUUAUAAUGUGUGUCUUACACCAUCAUAGCCAUUAUACUACAAUAAAAUGUUGGUUAAAUUUUAAA